CACACACAGUUUAUACACACAGUCCUAGACACAAACAGGGGGUAAGAUAACGCUCUGUGUGUGUCCUGUAGUCUCUGUAUCUAACACAGACACUUCUUUAAGAUUUUUCAGACAAACACCAAAGGAUCCAACUGGAAAUUUUAUUCAGAUCUGAACAGAAGUGAGGCUAUUUUUACAUAACAGAACAGCGGUGCCAGGGCCUGCUACUAAAUGGAGACGGCGAAGACAGCCAUGACCCUGGACGUGUGUCAGGAGCGAAAGACAGCAGAACAGAUGCCUUCUGUGAGGAAUGAGCUUGAGGGAGAGGCUCAGCCAACUCGAGGGGUAGCGUCAGACUCAGGGGACACAGUGGACAUCACAGUGAGUAACCAGGUGCACGUCCACAUCACAGACUCAGUGCAUUCUCUGUUGGUUGAGACAUGUGCUCCCUCCCCUGUACAGACGAUGCCUAAUGUCACAUCUGCUCCGUCUUCACAGGCUUCCAUUCCACCCUCUAUGGAACCAUCGGCUUCCAUUCCACCCACUAUGGAACCAUCGGCUUCCAUUCCACCCUCUAUGGAACCAUCGGCUUCCAUUCCACCCUCUAUGGAACCAUCGGCUUCCAUUCCACCCUCUAUGGAACCAUCGGCUCCAGUGCCCAUGCAAACCUCUGCCUGUGUCCCUGCACAAACCUCAGCUUCACUCACGGAGCAACUGACUCCUCAUCUCCCAUUGCAGUGCUCUCCUUCUCCUUCUCCACCUCCCCUCCACCCAGCAUGCAUGUUUACUCCCAUCCAGGCACAGACUUGUGCUUCUUCACCUGUAAAUACCGUUGGACAGAAACGUGCUCCUCUGCCCUCCCAAACAGAAGCUGUCUCCGAUCAUCUCCAGGCAUCCCCUUCUUUACCCAGGCAGAUGUCUGCUCCUCACCCAACCCAGACAUGGCCCCCUAUGCCCAUGCAGCCUUCUGCUCCUCUAGCUGUACACAUAUCUGUGCUCUGCUUUGCGCCUCUGCCCGCACAGACUCCCCCUCCACUCCAGUGGGCAGUGGCGGAGGAGGUAAGCGCUCAUUUCGAGGCGUGCCUGGAGGAGGUGGGUGUCCUGGAGCGCAGGCGGGAUGCGUUGGUGCGCGAGCUGCUGCAGCUGGAGCAGCCCAUGAUGCAGGCGGUGGAGACACUGCAGGCGGAGCUCGUGCAGGCAUAUGGCCACCUCACACGGGCGCAGCUGCAGCUGCUCCGGCUGCAGGAGGAGAUGCAACAGGUGAAGAGGAAGCUGUUCAGCGCGACCAGGCACAGCAUCCAGAGCGAGGUGGAGCUGUCCGCACUCCACUACGAGGUGGCGCAGUCUGUCAUAAUGCAGGAGGAGCUUCAGUCCGAUGUCUUGGAUCAUUUACAAGAGGUGGCCCAGCUUCGGGAGGACCACAAAAAGCAAAUGGACAGUGUGCAAAACAACCUAAGGAGACGCAGACGCCCUCGUACCAUGAGUGACCUCUCUCACUGCCGACGCUUCUCUAAUGACUUCAGUCGCUACACACGUGGCAAUAUGAAGACGCUGGAGGACUGGUAUGAGCCCCGUCUGCUGGCUCUGUUAAGACACAGACAGUGCACUGAGGAGGUGCUGAGAAGGAGCAAGGGGCUCACAGAGGAGCUGAAGACUCGUCUCCUACCCCUACAGGAAGAGACACACAAGCUCACACUGCAAAGACACUGCCUGGAGCAUAAAAUCGCACUGAUGGAGCGGGACAGGGAGGAGAGUGUCACAUGGUACAAGGAGAGCGUCUCCUGUCUGGAGGAGAGUAUGAGGGAACUGAAGACUGAGGUCCAGAUGCAGAGGAGGGCCAAUACAGAGCUGAAGCAGCUCAAGAACAGCCUUCUACUGGAGCUUCAGUCUUAUGGGUGUAGCAUUAGUGUUGAUGAGAAUACGGACAGAGCCAGUGAUGGAGCAGACGACGUGUGACCAGUCACUACUGGAAGAUCAGUUUACCCAGGUGCCAGUUACUGUCAUGUCAUCAAUGUAUGACAUAAUGUCAACUACAUGAAUAAAAGCCAACUAGGGCCUAACCUGCUGUAUGGUUGUACUGGGGAUGUUUUAACAUGAAUGAAUUGUAAAUAGUUUGUUGUUGAUCACAAAGUCAUAACCUGCCGAGCACUUUGCCAAACAUAUUUUACUGAAAAAGAUUUUAAUCUAAAGGGCUAUAUAAACCUGAUGUAUUAUUAUUAUUAUUAUUAUAUUAUUAAAUGAUGUAUAUUGAAA
Molecule: messenger RNA, 2232 nt
Organism: Clupea harengus (Atlantic herring)
Lineage: Eukaryota; Metazoa; Chordata; Actinopteri; Clupeiformes; Clupeidae
Product: protein IQ-DOMAIN 14-like
Exons: 6
Coding region: 211-1935 (574 amino acids)
Cellular component (GO): intermediate filament
Source: RefSeq, a predicted model, not a curated record